Molecule: messenger RNA, 1491 nt
Organism: Colossoma macropomum (tambaqui)
Lineage: Eukaryota; Metazoa; Chordata; Actinopteri; Characiformes; Serrasalmidae
Product: predicted GPI-anchored protein 58
Exons: 4
Coding region: 206-1372 (388 amino acids)
Source: RefSeq, a predicted model, not a curated record
UCUGUGCUGUGCCUAAGGUACUGGUACACAGACCGUGCUGGUCUAGUGUGAAAGCAGGGCUGGUCAUGCUAGGACAGACAGGCGAAGAAAGAUAAUGCGGCUCACUGUCUGCUAGACACCGAGAAGAGAGCGUUUCCGAAAUUGUAAAUAGUGAGUUUUUGUGUUUUAAAGUUGGACCUGCAGUAGUUCCAACUUUGGUGAAAAGAUGGGCUGUUCGUCGUCUAGCACUCAGACUGUGGCUCAGGAAAACAGACCAGGCACUAAACCCGAAGAAACCAACGGAGACACGGGUUUUGUUGCCAGUAACAGUAUUGUGGCAGAGGAUGCCGAAACAAUAUCAGACCAGAUGCAGCUACCAGUCCAGAGUGCCAUGCCAGAAGAACUGAGCCCUGGGCUGGGGGGCAGAGAGGCUCCUGCUAUUUGUGAUGCUCUGCAGAAUGUGGAACUGGUGCCAGAACCGACAAUUGAGAGUGACCUGAUCCAGACUACCGAGGGUCCAGAGAGUACUGCACUAGAGAAGCCACCAGCUCCCACCGAGCCUCCAGUCCUACAAAACAAGAGCAGUCCUGCAGAGAUGGUUAUGGCACAGGAAGCCACUGUGACCAGUGCUGCUGUGGAAGAGACAAGUCCUGCAGAAAAUGUUGACACAGAUUCUCGUUCCCUAGUAGAGUCACCGCCUGCUGAGGAGCCAGUGGUUUCUGCAGCUCCAGUAGAAACAGCUUCUGAAGUUUCAGAAGCUGCACAGGUGCCAGAGGCCGCACACGCUCCAGAAGAAAUGACUGCAGAACCUACCAUUGUUCCCGCUCCUGCUGUAGAACCCUCUCCAGCUCCUGAGCCUGAACCAGCUUCAGAACCCACACCAGAUGCAGAACUUGCCACAGCUACAGAGCCAGCACCAGUUGCAGAAGCCACCUCAGUUCCAGAACCUACAUCAGUUGUAGAACCAACUGCAGCUCCGGAACCCACACCUGCUGCAGAAGCUGCCCCAGCUGCAGAACCUCUCUUGGUUCAAUCAACUCCAGCCCCUGAGCCCACCCCACAAGAAAACCCUGUAGCAGCAGAAGCAGAUCCCACUGCAGUAGAGGAGCCUGCAGCAGCAGCACUUCAGUCGCCCGGUGGUCCAGAGCCAAUUCACGUGGAGGCAGCGGCAGCUGCAGCAGCAGCAGCAGUAGUUCUGCAGGCAGCACAAGAGAGUGCAGCCCUUGCAGCAACAAGUGCAGAUGCAAACACCCCUGUCCAGCCUACCAUGCAGGCCCCAGAGGCCCCUGAGGGUGGUGUGGGGGAGGGUGCAGUCUCGCAGGCUGAGACUGUUGAGGCCAAACUAGCAGUGACUCUGACUGAAGCUGACUUGGCUGCUGCCACUGAGGAAUGAGGGAACACACACCUUUGACUCUGCUGAGAGGCAAAGACUGGCAGAAUGGAACAUUCCAUAGAGCUCACAAAUUGUGAUCAACACACAGACACACACACACACACACACACACACACACA